ACAGUUACAAAGGCGGAAACUGAACAUAACACUAUUUUAUCCACUGAAGCCUGAAGUGAUUAUUCACUACAGAUCUCUCUUUAGUGACGAUUAUUGAGUAGCAGUGGUGGAGCUCCGGAUCUCUCCUGAUGGAUUUACACACUGUGUGCUGCAGUCUGCUUCUGCUACUGACAUGUUCAGGUCGAGGCUUUGGCCAAGUGUUGGAAUUACCUGAGAGUAUAAAUAAAACAGUUGGGGAGAAUGUAGUAAUUACCCCAAAACGUAUUCCUGAUCCUCCUCACUACUCAGUCAGAUGGAACUUUAAUACAGCAAUCAUUCUUACUGGACCACCGAAUGGAGUUACUAUACUGCCACCGUACAAAGACAGAGUCAGUUUUAACGCCACAUCUUUAGCUCUGGAGCUCAGGAGCCUGACUGAGGGUGAUACUGGACAAUAUGUACUGAUUGUAGACACUACAACUACUUACACUGCUCACACCUCACUGCUGGUACUUGUCCCAGAUCCAGUCUCCAAUGUUACCAUAGUACCAAGUCAAACAGAGCUGGUCGAAUUCAACACUGUGAGUUUCGUCUGCUCUGCUUCCGGCUCCUUUUUUUCAUUUAUUUGGCUAAAUGACAGCUCUGAGAUAACAGCAGGGGAGCGAAUCCAGAUAACAGACAACAACAGCAAACUGACCAUUACCAGUGUGAUGAGAGGUGACACAGGCCCAUACGAGUGUGAAGUAUACAACAGCAUCAGCAGAAAUAGGAGUCUCCCAUUCAGCCUCACCAUUUACUAUGGUCCUGAAAAUGUUGCUGUGGCAGCAGAUCCAGAGGGACCCUUCUACAGUUCUGGAUCUAAUCUCAAAUUAAACUGCUCAGCUGAGUCCAGGCCUGCUGCUGAGUUUCAUUGGGCUGUGAAUGGAACAGAGCUUGUUAAAAAGGGCCAAGUGCUCAAACUGAACAACAUUCAGAUCAGUCACAGUGGCAAUUACACCUGCAUAGCCCAUAACACACAAACCCUACAAAACUCUGUGUCUGAACCGAUCAGCGUCAAUAUACUAGAUAGAGGGAGUGAAGGAGGAGAUGGAGAUUCACUGUCUGCAGGAGCUAUAGCUGGGAUUGUUAUUGGAGUUUUAUUAGCUGUUGCUGCAAUUGCUGGUUUGAUUUUCUAUUUUGUGAAAGUAAAAGAGCCAAGAACAACUCCAGAGGAAAUAACCAGAGUGGAGCAACACAUAAUGCAGGUGGACAUGAUUCACAGUAUGAAAAUAUCCCCAGAUUCCAUAAUCUGAACACCAGGGUGACUGUGGGUGGAUCUGACACUCAGAUGCCUCACACACCUCACCCUGUUAUGGAUACAUACUAUGAAAAUAUGGUCGGCUCCCAUAACAAUCCUGUGAUGCGUCACACACCUCACCCUGAUGAGGGAGUAAUAUAUGAAAACCCCUGACAUGCAGAAAUCAGCUCUUUUUUGAUAAUGAGUGUGACUGAUCCUUGCUGAUGUUUUGGUGAUGCAUUUUGUGAGCUGCUUUCAUGCAGCCCUUCAGGACGACUUAAAACACGGCAACCACAAAACUCAGUUAAACUCUGUACAGUACUACUCUGAAACUAUAAAACUGUAUGCUCAUCUGUCCUCUUCUUGGCACGUUUACAAACUGUCCAGACAUUUGAAUUUUUAACAAACAUUAUGUCCCUCAUUGCUCCUAAUGGUUAAUUUUUAAUGUAUUGUUAUAUGCAUAAAACUGUGUCAAAUCGCACCUGAAUG
This is a messenger RNA of Tachysurus fulvidraco (yellow catfish), 1744 nucleotides long. RefSeq names its product carcinoembryonic antigen-related cell adhesion molecule 6-like. The record is from RefSeq and is a predicted model, not a curated record. The transcript is spliced from 11 exons. Bases 129 to 1271 code for a protein of 380 amino acids. Lineage: Eukaryota; Metazoa; Chordata; Actinopteri; Siluriformes; Bagridae.